CUCUCACACACACACACUCACACACACACACUCUCACGCACACACACACACACACACAGCCCCCCUCACUGAGCUUCCCUCGCCAGCAGCUGCAGCGACAGGAAGCUGCUGGCGUGUUUCCUGAGGAAGAGGAGGAGCUCUGUCUCCAGAAGGUGACCGCGUGUCUGUUCUCAGGUAACGUCUCCGCCAGGUGAAACAGGAAGUGAGGUCACAGCCAUGGGCCGGAGGGCGCCGCUCAGCCAGCUGCUGCUGCUGCUGACGGCCUGGCGCUCGCUGCUCGCCGGCAGCUUCCCCGAGGACGCCGAGGCGCUCGCCAUGGUGGACGCUCACUUUGCACGGAGGUACCCUGUGUUCAGAGGCCGGCCCUCUGGCAACGAGUCACAGCAUCGCCUCGACUUCCAGCUGAUGACCAAGAUACAGGACACUCUGUUCAUCGCUGGCAGAGAUCAGGUGUACCUGGUCAGUCUCAGAGAGUCCUACAGGAACGAGAUCAUUCCUUACAGGAAGUUGACGUGGCGUUCUGGUCAGUCGGACAGAGACACGUGUGCCGUCAAGGGAAAACACAGAGACGAGUGCCACAACUUCAUCAAAGUUCUGAUUCCCAGGAACGACGAGCUGCUCUUCAUCUGCGGAACCAACGGCUUCAACCCCAUGUGCCGGUACUACCGGCUGGACAACCUGGAGUUCGACGGAGAGGAGAUCAACGGUCUGGCCCGCUGCCCCUUCGACUCCAAGCAGACCAACGUGGCCCUGUUCGCUGAGGGGAAGCUGUACUCGGCCACGGUGGCUGACUUCCAGGCGAGCGACGCGGUGAUCUACCGCAGCCUGGGCGCCGGCUCGGCCCUGAGGACCGUCAAGUACGACUCCAAGUGGCUGAAAGAACCUCACUUCCUGCACGCAGUAGAAUACGGGAACUACGUUUACUUCUUCUACCGGGAGAUCGCGGUGGAGAACAGCCACCUGGGCAAGGUGGUGUACUCCCGUGUGGCCCGUGUGUGUAAGCAGGAUGUGGGCGGGUCCCAGCGCGUGCUGGAGAAGCACUGGACGUCGUUCCUGAAGGCGCGGCUCAACUGCUCCGUGCCGGGCGAGUCCUUCUUCUACUUCGACAUGCUGCAGGCCGUCAGCGGCGUGCUGGACAUCGGGGGGGCGCCCUCUGUGGUGGGCGUGUUCACCACGCAGACCAACAGCAUCCCGGGCUCGGCCGUGUGCGCCUUCUCCAUGGCCGACAUCGAGGCAGCGUUCAGGGGACGCUUCAAGGAGCAGAAGACUGCGGACUCGGUGUGGACGCCGUUUCCAGAGGACAAGCUUCCCAAACCUCGACCCGGGAGCUGUGCGGGUCUCGGUCCGGCCGCCUCCUUGAAGAGCUCUGUCGAGUUCCCUGACGACACGCUGCAGUUCGUCAAGUCCCACCCCCUCAUGGACGCCGCGGUGCCGUCCAAUGGGGACGAGCCCUGGUUCACCCAGACCCGCGUCAGGUACCGGCUCACCGCGCUGGCUGUGGACCCCCGGGCCGGACCCCACCAGAACCACACCGUGGUCUUCAUCGGCGCCGAGUCGGGGGUCGUCCUCAAGGUCCUGGCCAAGACCUCGGAGGCCCUGAACCAGAGCGUCCUGCUUGAGGAGAUCCACGUCUUCAACACGGCCAAGUGUCUCUCCAGCCACGAGGAGGACCGCCGUGUUCUGUCUCUGCAGGUGGACCUGGAGGCCCACAAUCUGUACGUGGCCUUCUCCAGCUGCGUGAUCCGGGUCCCACCCCAAAAUGCCACAGGUAGGGGGCGCCACGCCGCAUGCCACAGGUAG
Pseudoliparis swirei is the source of this 1800-nucleotide messenger RNA. RefSeq names its product sema domain, transmembrane domain (TM), and cytoplasmic domain, (semaphorin) 6D, like (gene sema6d). The transcript has 13 exons. Lineage: Eukaryota; Metazoa; Chordata; Actinopteri; Perciformes; Liparidae. The record is from RefSeq and is a predicted model, not a curated record. Gene Ontology annotation, biological process: positive regulation of cell migration; semaphorin-plexin signaling pathway; negative chemotaxis. Gene Ontology annotation, molecular function: semaphorin receptor binding; chemorepellent activity. The coding region runs from base 217 to 1800 and encodes 527 amino acids.